CAGAAGCUACAUCCCUGCAUAACAAGACAACAGGGGAUCCAGUCCAGAGAGACCCACUGCAGAGAAAUCCAUGUCAGACUGAACCUGCCCUUGGAGAUCUGGACAUCAGCAGUGAUGCACCCCAGAACCAAGAUACGCCAGAAGAUGAUGACCCUCCUGUCAAAAAGAAGAAAAUGUCAGCGUUGGACCAGCUGUUGGGAAAAGACUUUGAAGUGAGGAUGGCAGCUACAUCUGUAAGAGACAAAGCCAGUGAAGAAGUCAAGAGGUACAGAGAGCAUGAUCCGUUGCUCCUGCAAAAAAAAACACUACAGUGGUGGAAAGAGCAGCAGGACUUGCCACUGCUGUCAUCUCUCGCUAAAAGAUACCUCUGCAUCCCGGCCACCAGUGUGGCAUCUGAACGGGUGUUCAGUACUGCGGGAGACAUUGUUUCCACAAAAUAUAGUCUGCUCAAACAUGAGCAUGUGGAUCAGUUGAUUUUCCUUAAAAAAAAAAAUCUGCCCUCCAACAAAACAGAGGACAGUGAUGAUGAAAAUGCACAGGCAUAGUGUAAGUGAACUACUUUGCUGCUUUUUGACCUGGGAAAUGGCAUCUCACACACAGUAGUUUGAUUUAUUUUAUACAUAUGUAUUUAUUUUCUCUAUUUUUUUUUUACG
Neoarius graeffei (lesser salmon catfish) is the source of this 653-nucleotide messenger RNA. Its product is annotated as E3 SUMO-protein ligase ZBED1-like. The transcript is spliced from 3 exons. The coding region runs from base 174 to 545 and encodes 123 amino acids. Gene Ontology annotation, molecular function: protein dimerization activity. The record is from RefSeq and is a predicted model, not a curated record. Lineage: Eukaryota; Metazoa; Chordata; Actinopteri; Siluriformes; Ariidae.